CUUCCCCUUAAGAAUGUUUCUGAUCCGUCUUCUCUAUUCUUCUCUGAUAAUUAUGUUGUUCCUUUGUUGUACAAUAUUAUAACAUACAGUGCACUUGGCACAAAGCACUGACGAGUAAACCUUUUGAGUAGCCUGCAAAUGGCCACUGGGACUGAUUUUAGGGAGUGGCAUUGGUGCUGAUUUUCAAACACCACAGACCCUCUGAGGGAGAGCUAAAAUAUUGACCCUAACCUACAGACAAAGGGAGUAGUUCAAGACGCAAGGCUCUGACAUUCAUCCUUCAAUCCACAAAUGUCAAAACAGAUGACGUUGUCUUUCAUCUCAUUGCUGUUUUUGGGAGCUUGCUGCAUGAUCAACUUCCAUCUGUCUGGUUAAAGGCUGAAAAAUGAAUGCAGCACGUAGGGAAGCUGCAGCACCAUCAGCUGUGACGACUCCAGAGUCAGAGCCAGGUCACAAUGUCACAGAAACACCAAGCAGGCAUGAUGUGUUCUCACACAUGAAGAACAAAUUCAUGAAUGAACUGAGCAAAAUUCCAAUACCACCUUGGGCCUUGGCUGCCAUCAUAAUUGUCGUUUGCCUGCUCCUCCUGUGCUGCUGCUUCUGUGUCUGUAAGAAAUGCUGCUCCAAGAAGAAGAAACAAAAGAAAGGGAAAGACAAGGGCAAAGCUCAAAUCAACAUGAAGGAGGUGAAAGAUCUGGGAAAGAGAUACGUUGACAAGGUACAGCCAGAUGUGGAAGAUCUGGAUCCAAGUUUACUUGGAGAUGAAAAAAAAGAAGAGGAAAAGCUUGGAAAACUACAAUAUUCCCUGGAUUACGACUUCCAGAAUGGGCAGCUCAUUGUCGGGAUUAUCCAGGCAGCUGAACUGGCUGCCUUGGAUAUUGGUGGAACAUCUGAUCCCUAUGUGAAAGUUUUCCUCUUGCCAGAUAAGAAGAAAAAAUUUGAGACCAAAGUUCAUCGCAAGACUCUCAACCCCACUUUUAAUGAAUCCUUUACCUUUAAGAUUCCAUACUCAGAGCUCGGUGGGAAGACCCUUGUGAUGGCAGUAUAUGACUUUGACCGGUUUUCGAAGCAUGAUGCUAUUGGCGAAAUUCGGAUUCCGAUGAGCAGUAUUGAUCUAGCUCAUGUGAUUGAGGAGUGGAGAGACCUUGAGUCAGCUGAGAAGGAGGAGCAAGAGAAACUGGGCGACAUCUGCUUCUCUCUUCGUUAUGUCCCAACGGCAGGAAAACUUACAGUCAUUGUACUGGAGGCCAAAAACCUCAAGAAAAUGGAUGUGGGUGGACUUUCAGAUCCAUAUGUGAAGAUCCACCUCAUGCAGAAUGGCAAGAGGCUGAAGAAAAAGAAGACUACCAUUAAAAAGAACACUUUGAAUCCAUAUUACAACGAGUCAUUCAGUUUUGAAGUACCCUUCGAGCAGAUUCAGAAAGUCCAGGUGGUCAUUACCGUGCUGGAUUAUGACAAGCUGGGAAAGAAUGAAGCUAUUGGCAAGUGUUUUGUGGGAUGCAAUGCCACAGGCGCUGAACUUCGACAUUGGUCUGACAUGCUUGCCAACCCUAGACGGCCUAUUGCUCAGUGGCAUACCCUCCAGCCUGAAGAAGAGGUCGACAUUGCCCUGGGAAUCAAGACGUCAUGAUAUAGCACUCAGGGUAUUAGGAGUUGCAGUAGUUGAAUAAGCUUUGAACAGCCGUUUGUUUUUUGUGGCUAUUUGUAAAAUAUAUAACAAACAAGUUGUUGACGAACCUACACAUGUACCUGUUUCAGGAUGUCACAGUAUGCUCAGAAUAACCUUGAAUAAGCCCAGGUGUUUCUCUAUUUUUCAGGCAGUCUGUGCUCAAUGAUCAUAUUCAAGGGACUGUUUUUAUUCCAGACCUGGUUGUAUCGUUAUUUCCAUUAUCUGAUUGUGUAGCGUCGUGCCUGUGUUGUCAGGAGAAAGUUGGAAGGAAUGAGAACAAGGAGCACGGGGGAAAGAAAGGAUGGCGGAAAAAUAAAUUGAAAUCAAAAUAAAAGAAAGCAAACUAAAAGAUACAAAGAAGAUGGAAUGAAGGAAGAGAGAAAAGGGAAAGGUCUUAAACCGACCCGCUAAAAAUGUGAUCAGAGACUGCAGUGAACAGGCAGAAUUCUAUUUUGUGAACAGAUCUGUUGAAUAAAACUUAAGUUAUUGUUCCUCA
Messenger RNA from Carcharodon carcharias (great white shark), 2165 nucleotides. RefSeq names its product synaptotagmin-1-like. The transcript has 10 exons. Gene Ontology annotation, molecular function: phosphatidylserine binding; syntaxin binding; calcium-dependent phospholipid binding. The coding region runs from base 386 to 1630 and encodes 414 amino acids. NCBI's taxonomy places the organism in Eukaryota, Metazoa, Chordata, Chondrichthyes, Lamniformes, Lamnidae. Gene Ontology annotation, cellular component: axon; dense core granule; synaptic vesicle membrane. Gene Ontology annotation, biological process: regulation of calcium ion-dependent exocytosis; synaptic vesicle endocytosis; cellular response to calcium ion. The record is from RefSeq and is a predicted model, not a curated record.